GGAACCUACUUAAGGACGAGGAACGUCGCCCUGGUCUCAGUCUAAGGGGAGAGGCCGAGUGAGAAGUAGCCUUUCGGAAGGACUAUCCAGAUAGCACCAUGACCUCUCAAGGAGCGUUCCUCGCCAUUCUGCUGGUGUCGACAGCCGCCCUCUGCCAAGCCGAAGAGGUGGCCAAGGACACGAACGAACGCUUAGCCACGACGACGAACGGCAACGUUAUACUCGGCACGGAAUUAUUAGUGUACGGUGGUAUAAUCGUGAUGAUCGUCCUUGGCCUCAUCGGUGUCAUCGGUCUCUUUAUUCCGAAGGAGGAGGAAUUCGCUACUGGUUACUACGCGCCGUCGGCCUAUGCCGCCCCAGCCCCCGUUUACCACGAACAGGAACCGAGCUCAUACUCCUCCUACUCCGUUCACCGUUCGCUGGAAGAAGCUGCUGACAAGUAUCAGUAGAAAUUGGAGACAAGGGAAGGAUGAAUGCAGAUGAGGAAGAGGAAGAAGAAGGAAGAAGAUGAAGGGGAGAGAGAAGGUGAAGAAAGAUGGAAAAAAGGGUAAAAGUUACUGAAAACUAUCAGUAGAAACCGAAGAGGAGGAAGGAGAAGGAAGAAGAAAGACGCAAAAGAGAGAAAAGAAGAGAUCAAGAUGAAGAAUGAUGAAUAGAUAGUAGAAACCGAAGACGAGGAAGGAAACAGUAUAAGAAGAGGAAUGAAACGAAGAAAAAAAGAAAAGGGAAUGAUAAGCAAAAAAA
Messenger RNA from Penaeus monodon (black tiger shrimp), 744 nucleotides. RefSeq lists its product as uncharacterized. The record is from RefSeq and is a predicted model, not a curated record. Lineage: Eukaryota; Metazoa; Arthropoda; Malacostraca; Decapoda; Penaeidae. The transcript is spliced from 3 exons. Bases 99 to 449 code for a protein of 116 amino acids.